This is a messenger RNA of Pygocentrus nattereri (red-bellied piranha), 1645 nucleotides long. Its product is annotated as B-cell receptor CD22-like. The transcript has 8 exons. The record is from RefSeq and is a predicted model, not a curated record. Lineage: Eukaryota; Metazoa; Chordata; Actinopteri; Characiformes; Serrasalmidae. Bases 53 to 1324 code for a protein of 423 amino acids.
AAUUCAUAUCUCGUUAUUGAAGCUCAGCGAAACUCGGCUGUAUUUCACCGUGAUGUCACUCAGAAUGACUCCUCCUCUUCCUCUGGUCUUCCUGCUCAUGAUUGUUGGAGCUUUUGGAACAGAGUGGAGUGUGAAGUACAAACAACAGGAAAUCUGUGCUUUAAAUGGAUCCACAGUGUUUAUGAACGGAACUUUUACUCACCCAAAACGUCUCACAGUGACAAAGACUUUCUGGACUAUAGACCCAGUUCCAGGGGUGGAGCCGACUGAUCUGAGUAAAGACCCAGUUUAUUCAGGCAGAGUCGAGUUUUUCACUGAUGAUCAGAAACACUUCUCCCUCAAACUGAGUGAUGUAGUGAAGAAGGAUGAACAUCAGUUCUGCUUCAGAAUCAAAACAUAUGUAGAAAAAGAAAGAUGGGCAGGUUUUCCUGGAGUUCAUCUCAGAGUUACAGAGCUCCAUGUAGAAGCUCCUGAAGAAGUGACAGAGGGACAAACAGCAGAUCUGACAUGUAAGACCACCUGCAGUCUGACUGACCCAACAUUCAUCUGGUACAAAAAUGGACGUCCUUUAACCACAAAGACCAUCAAGAUCAACCAGCUCCACCUGCAGACAGUCAGCAGUGAGGAUGCAGGCAGUUAUAGCUGUGCUGUAGGAGGAUCUCAACACCUCCGCUCUACUGCUCACAGCCUCAGAGUCAGAUAUCCUCCAAAGAACGUCUCAGUGUCCAUCUGUUCCUCUGGUGAAAUAGUGGAGGGCAGUUCAGUGACUCUGACCUGCAGCAGUGAUGGAAACCCACCUGUGAAGAUCUACACCUGGUUUAAAGAAGGUGGAACCUCACCUGUAGGAUCUGGACACAGUUACAGCAUCAUCAGCCUCACUGCUGACCACACUGGACUGCACUACUGUGAAGCUCAGAAUGAUCAUGGAGCUCUGAAUGGAACUGUGAUGGUCACUGUUAAGACAUGUGGUUCAGUGGUUCUGUAUUCAGUGGUUCUGUAUGUCAUUGUUGGAGUCAGUCUCUGUGGAAAUGCAGCUCUGCUCACUGUGGUUUUCUGGAGGAGGGGCAAAAGAAACCUGAAAGAGCGAGAUGAUGAGAACGCUGACCCUAAUGCUCAGGACAACACAUACACAGCUCUUCAUCCCUCAGCCAGGUCCUCUGAUGAUGUGUACCACACACUUGCAGCUGUUCAGUCCAGCUCUCCUGAUGACACGUACGCAGCUCUGGACCUUCAAUCCUGUUCUCCUGAAGACCCGUACACAGCUCUGGACCCUCAGUCCAGGUCUCCUGAGUAUGACACUCUAGCAGUGAGUUCUACACGUUAAACUGUGAUCCUCAGUAACAGAGAAGGUGAUAAACUCCAUAUACCAUGGAUUCACUUUAGAUCGCUGCAUCAUGAUCCAGGGUGAGGGAACAAGGUGGAUUAGCACUAAGAUUAAGGAUGUUGUAAUGAACUGUGUUUGUGGAUGUUUGUUCUGAGUUUGUCUGUUUCUUUGUUGUUCAUGUUUCUCUAUAUCUGUGAGCUCAGUGUUUCAGGAUCUCUAAUUAUUUGGAGAUACACUUAAAUGUCAGAUUGUAUCAUUUGUUAAUGUUCAACACAUGAAGAUAUCUCUAUUUUAGCUUUUAAAUUAAAAAAAAUCCUGCUA